UCACAGAAAGAAUCUAUAAUCACGCUAUAAUGUAGGCAACGAUCCAUGAAAUUACUCUAAUAAAGAUAGUUAAAGUCAACUUAACUCUUAAAAAAUAUACAAAUUGUAACCAUGUCUGACGCUUUCAAGGUUUCUUUAUCCAUUUCAAAGAAGAGUGACGGUUCUCAGCUGUUUUACAAGAUCGAUGGCGAACGUUUCAAAGAAAACAAGACUAUAAAACUACACGUUGACACCGUAUACAAAGUGACUAUAGACGUUCGGCCUCCUUUGGAUAUAAGCACCGUCAGUUUAAGUGGGAUUAAUGUCGAUGGCACAGCAACAAAGACUGAUUCUCAAUCAAGCUUUUCAGGAACAUGGUCUUCGGGUAUGGUGCAGAAAACAUCCAAUAAAGUCCGGACGUUUCUACCUCUGCACGUACAAUUCGGGGAUGGGAGCUCUAUUCAGAUAUCACUACAGAGCAAACUUUAUAAUUUGAAGGAUAAAACUCAUGUUGUUUGGGGAACACCAUUGAAAUGCAUUGAACUAAAAUGCAGCCGUCGUGAUGGGAUUAACUCAGUUUCAAUUGAUGAUGUUAACUUUAUGUAAUACUGCUGUUCACAAACAUUU
Messenger RNA from Dendronephthya gigantea, 606 nucleotides. RefSeq names its product CB1 cannabinoid receptor-interacting protein 1-like. The record is from RefSeq and is a predicted model, not a curated record. Gene Ontology annotation, biological process: negative regulation of signaling receptor activity. Gene Ontology annotation, molecular function: type 1 cannabinoid receptor binding. Lineage: Eukaryota; Metazoa; Cnidaria; Anthozoa; Malacalcyonacea; Nephtheidae. The transcript has 2 exons. Gene Ontology annotation, cellular component: plasma membrane. The coding region runs from base 112 to 585 and encodes 157 amino acids.